Molecule: messenger RNA, 1656 nt
Organism: Didymodactylos carnosus
Lineage: Eukaryota; Metazoa; Rotifera; Eurotatoria; Philodinida; Philodinidae
Source: the annotation of a GenBank genome assembly
AUGAUAUGUAGAGUUUUCGGUCUGAUCGGUGAAAAAGCAGCGAAAGACUUCAUAAUCGAACUGUUGGCGACGACCCUGGAAGAGGAUGAUCUUUUCAUGAAACUUGAGGCGUGUGUAGCAGUUGGUAAGAUGGGUAAAGAAGCAGCAACAGAAUCCGUUAUCAAAGCUCUAGUAGCGGCAGUAGGUCAUGAAAAUUACAACGUCAAUCGUGAGGCGUGUAUAGCACUCGGUCGAAUCGCUGAAAAUCAGACAAUUAUGGACGUUAUCAACGCACUUAAUAUGGCACUGGAAAGUCUGGAUGAUAAUGUCCAACGGGAAGCAUGUAUUGCUCUUGGCAGAAUAGGUGAAGCAGCAGCAAGGAAGAAUGUGAUCGAGGCACUUACGAAGACAUUAAGAAGUCAGAACGAUGAUGUCAGACGAGAAGCAUGUGUAGCUCUCGGUAAACUUGAUGGGAAUGGAGUAAGAGAUGACGUGGUGAAAGCGCUGACCUUUGCACUGAGGGAUGUGAUCGACGAUGUCAGUGCUAUGGCGUGCAAAGCUCUCAAUAAGAUGGGCGAAAAAGUGAUAAGCGAUCUGAUCCAAGAACUUAUGCUGGCGGCUGAAAAUCUAAAUCAUAAUGUCCAGAGAGAGGCAUGUAUAGCCCUCGGCAGGAUAGGUGAAAGAGCAGCAAAAAGAGAGGUGGUGGAGACACUUAUAAGAGCAUCGAAAAGUUCGAAUGAUGAUGUCAAACGAGAAGCAUGUAUAGCUCUCACUAAGCUCGAUGACGAAGCAACAAGAGAGAACGUGAUCUGGGCGUUAAUAGCGAUAGUAGCAGAUUCGAAUGGUAGUGUUCUGUGCGAAGUACGUAUAGCUCUCCGUGAUAUUUGUGAAAAGACAGCAGUGAAUAACGUCAUCAGAGGAAAAUUGGCGGAAAUAGGAGACAAGAAUGAUGAUGUUAGACGAGAAGCAUGUAUAGCUCUCGGUAAGCUGUCUGGAGAGAGACUAAUGAGUAAUGUGAUCGGUGGGUUGAUAGUGGCGCUAGAAGACGAAAAUGAUGGUGUGAAAGCUGCUGCAUGUGAAGCUCUUGGGAUAAUGGGUGAAAAAGCGGGAAGAGAUAACGCUAUUAGAGUCCUCAUGCACGUUAUUUGGAUCAAUCCUGUUGUUAGGGACGUAGCAUGUGAAGGUCUCGUUAAAAUUGGUCAAAACACAGCAGUAGCUGCUGUUAUUAAAGGAUUAUUAUGUCUUAAGGAUUCGGAGUUGGUUGCCAAACUACUGCGAAAGAUUCUGAUUUCCUCACCAUCAUUAUCUCAUAUAGAUUCGAACACACUGUCAAAAUUAUUUGAAUUUUCCAAUGACUACCAUGAUUGGUGGCGUUUUCGGGAUAUACCUUUGGAGAAAAUGAUUAUAGCAUACAGAGAUACCAAAAUAGUGGGAUGGUGUUCUAUUAUUGUGCUGUAUUCGCAGAUCACGGGUCGUGCUGUUACAAUUAUGGAGCAGAAAAUUAUUAUUUACGGGAACGAUAUGAAAACUACGGUUUCUAUGCCAACUUGUGAACUUUGCGAUGACUUGCUUCGCACUUUCAGCAAUCAUAGAACUUCCUUUUUCGCCUACGACAAAAUAGCAAGUGACGGCAUUGGUGAGACAUUGGUGAAAUCGCGUAUCUGCACUGUAAUGUGA